UUCAACACUACUCACCGAGGAGGAGAGAGAGAGAGAGAGAGAAGAGAAGAGGAAAAAGAGGAAAGAGCGCCAUGAAUCGAAGGAACACGUUACUCCUCAAGAUUCUCCUCUUCCUCUUCAUCCUCAACUCCAUUUCUCUCUUCCUCUACUUCCUCACACACUCUUCCAAUUCUUCACGCUCCAACACCAACCUUAACAAUCAAAUUCCUCUCCUAAGAUCGCAGCAGCAACAACAAUCGCACCAUCACUCUUUAAAGCCAUGGCCAAUUCUCCCUUCUUACCUUCCUUGGACCGACGCCGAAGACUCCAAGGCCAACGCCAUAACCCGCUCCUGCGAGGGCUACUUCGGGAACGGCUUCACGCGCCGCGUCCAGGUCCUCCACGGGCCCGGGUGGUUCCGGUGCUGGUACAGCGAGACGCUACGGAGCUCGGUUUGUGAGGGCGGGAGGGUUAGGAUGGUCCCUGACAGGAUCCGGAUGGCGAAGGGCGGGGAGGCGUUGGUGGACGUUAUGGGAAGGGGAGAGGAUGAGGAGCUUCCUGCGUUCCAAAACGGUGCGUUUGAGGUUGAUGGCGGUGACGGUGUUGGAGCGGUGGAGGGGAAGACGUUGGUGGAUCGUGAGUUCUUGGAUCGGUAUUUGCCUGCGGGUGGGAUCCAGAGGCAUACUAUGAGGGAUUUGAUUAGUAAGAUCCGAGUUGUUAGAGAGAAGGAUUUUGCUUGUGAUGAGUGGUUUGAAGAACCAACGCUUCUGGUGACGCGUUUUGAGUAUGCUAAUCUUUUUCACACUAUUACAGACUGGUAUAGUGCAUAUGUUUCUUCUAGAGUCACAGGCCUUCCUAAUCGACCUCAUGUUGUCUUUGUAGAUGGCCACUGCGAGACUCAACUUGAAGAGACAUGGAAAGCGUUAUUCUCAAGUGUUAGAUAUGCUAAAAAUUUCACUGGCACAGUUUGUUUUCACCAUGCCAUUCUCUCACCUCUGGGAUAUGAAACCGCAAUGUUUAAAGGACUAACAGAAGAAGUAAAUUGUGAUGGAGCUUCUGCACAGGAACUGUGGCAAAACCCUGAUAACCACAAAACUGCACGCAUUUCUGAGUUUGGAGAAAUGAUCAGAGCAGCAUUUGGGCUACCACUAAAUGCAUACCAUUCUACAAAACCAGUCUCUGGACAUAAUGUUCUUUUUGUUCGUCGUGAAGAUUACUUAGCUCAUCCACGUCAUCGUGGUAAAGUCGAAUCAAGGUUAAGCAAUGAGGCAGAAGUAUUUGAAUCCUUCAAGAGCUGGGUAUCUAAUUAUAAUGGUUGUAAAAUCAACCUGGUCAAUGGAUUGUUUGCACACAUGUCUAUGAAGGAACAGGUACGAGCCAUUCAAGAUGCAUCAGUCAUCAUUGGUGCACACGGUGCCGGCCUCACUCACAUAGUAUCCGCAUUGCCCAAAACUGUGAUCCUGGAGAUUAUCAGCAGCCAAUUCAGACGCCCACAUUUUGCGUAUAUUGCCCGUUGGAAAGGGUUGGAGUAUCAUGCAAUCAACCUUGCAGGGUCGCAUGCUGAUCCAGGAACUGUGAUCAAUGAGCUGGCCAAUAUAAUGAAAAGCCUUGGGUGCUGAGUUCUUAGAUUUGAUCUUGAAUCCACUUCUCUCUGAGCUUGAGUAAUGGAAUGGAAGUUGAUAUGUCCUAAUCCAUGGCGAGUGCAAUCUUUUUUACCUCUAAUUGCCGUAAAUUUGGUUACUGCGACUUGGCAAUUGCAAGGCAUAAGAGUUUGAGUCUGACAUAACUGAUUUCAUGCCACACCUAUGUUAUAUUAACUAUUAAGGUUGCAGAUCAGUGACAUUGGAAGGGAGUUUCAUUGAGUUGCAGUGGCAGUUGAACAUCAUUAUUUAAACUGGAUUGGGUUUGCCCUUGAAGGGGUAAAGUAGUAAUGUUGCAGGUCAAUUUUGUGUCCUUCAGUUGCUCCAUGUCUAUUAUAUCAUGCACCAGAGUAUACAGCUGUAUACAGCUAGAUGCGGUAUCAAAGAUUUGCUCCUUGUAAAUUUAUUCUCCCACUCCUACACGGCAGUGUUUGUUGUACAAUAGAUUUGACUCAAUUCACUUGUGGUUUGGUCACAAAAGAAUAGAGCCGUGACUGAAAUACU
Messenger RNA from Arachis stenosperma, 2123 nucleotides. Its product is annotated as beta-1,2-xylosyltransferase. NCBI's taxonomy places the organism in Eukaryota, Viridiplantae, Streptophyta, Magnoliopsida, Fabales, Fabaceae. The record is from RefSeq and is a predicted model, not a curated record. Gene Ontology annotation, molecular function: glycosyltransferase activity. The transcript has 3 exons. Bases 72 to 1598 code for a protein of 508 amino acids.